Messenger RNA from Spodoptera littoralis (African cotton leafworm), 3059 nucleotides. NCBI's taxonomy places the organism in Eukaryota, Metazoa, Arthropoda, Insecta, Lepidoptera, Noctuidae. The record is from the annotation of a GenBank genome assembly.
AGCGAUUUGGAUGUGAGUUAGUCUAACUGUGAGGAUCGCCGAGUUAACAGUUCGCUAGCUAUCUUCCUCGCACACGCACACGAGGACAGUACGUGUUUCGCCCGUCCGCUUCACCCACACAUUGGCCAGGCUUCGCGAGCCGCCAGCGCCAGUACAACGUCACAUCGGCCCGAACACGUUUCGUUUUCUCGUCUAGUUCCGUUCCCGCCACAAUGCGCUGAUUAUCGGAAGUGUAUUUGACGUUUGACAUUUAUGAUCUGUGACUGUUCUGUGUUUUUUUUUAUCGAGUGUUGUGUUUUGAUGCACGGAUAAUUUCAUACAGGAAGCGAACGACAACAUCACGCCGACAUCAAAGUGGGACAUCAAACGACACGACACCCACACCAGCAAUCAAGCACUAAUACAAUCAUAAAAACAAACAUGUAUUAUUUCCGUACACAUUGAAAGACUAACACAUGAGUGACGACACUAAAGAACAAGAAAUGCAAACUGUAGUAUCUUCGUACACCCCCCACCAGGAAGACAACACGCUCAUAGACGUACAGAACUUCACCAACGACCACAACUUCUUCCAAUGUGCAGACGACAGGCUCAGUCCAAGCGAAAAAAUAAACGUAGAAGAUGACAAAGAAGAUUUAAUAAUAGACGAAUCUAGAGACGCUUCGGACGUUAAUGUAGAUAGCUUUGAAAGUAGAGAUGAGGAGAUCAAAACCUCAGAAGAGAAAAAAGACGAAGUGUCCGAACCAUCAUGGCAUCCGCACGUCUACGGGAAACCACCGAAGAAGCCGACCCCGCACACGAUAGAUUAUAUUUUAGGCCUUUCAAAUGUAGAUAAAAGUAGCGAAACUAAAAAGUCGACAGUGAGUCAGCUGAUGAAUGUGAAAAUAAAUUUUGAUGUAAAAAAACCUUUCGGGUACCAGGAGAAGAGUGUGCAAGUGUCGGAAGGUGAUAGGAACUUAAUAAGUGUUCAUAAGAAUAAACUGCAAGAACAGUUGCUGCAGAAAAGUGUGAGAACUAGUGACAGUGAGUUUGAUAAAGUGCUUUAUUAUAAAUGUGAGGAGCAGCCCCUGAACCUGUCCGUGCCAAAGUCUAAAGAUUCCCCGGGAUGGCUGGAAGACGAGCGGAUCAGUAAAGAUCCAUCUAAACUAAUCAAGAGGAAGAAAUCAACAGAAGAUGUCCGAUCACCGCUUGGUGGAGAAGGCUCUCUCACCAGUGAAGAAGGGGAGGAGCCAGGAGUUGGGAGACGGAAGAAAGCAAGGACUACCUUCACAGGAAGACAAAUCUUCGAGCUGGAGAAACUGUUCGAGGUGAAGAAGUACCUGUCUUCUGGAGAACGAGCUGAUAUGGCCAAGUUGCUGAAUGUUACCGAAACUCAGGUAAAAAUAUGGUUCCAAAACAGAAGAACGAAAUGGAAGAAGAAAGACAACGUAACGAACGCAGAAGUAGCAGAAAUGAAGCAACAGAACAAGCCAGAAGAGAAGAAAGAAACGCCACAAGAAGACCCGCUAGCUCUCGACAUGUCCAGGAAAACUUGCAACAAGUUACUCAGCGAGAAAUUAAGAAACACUAAAGUUAGUCAAGUUUUAACCAAACCGAGGAAAGUUGAGAAAGGUGUAAUUUUAGAAACGAUAUGUGAUUCGAAUGAUAUCGAGAGCCGUAUAUCGAUAACGAAAAUUACGAAUAAGUUGUCGAGUACGGACCUCUCGGGUGACGGUAAGGUCUCCGUCAAGAGCUUCAACCCUGAAGAAGUGAAAGAGAUGAAGUUUGAUAGUCUGAGUAAUGUUGAGAUGUAAACUUUAGGAAUUGUAGUUAAGUUUAACUUGAGGUCAGUGACUACUUUCUUGGACAUUAAACCAAAAUACCUUUCACGUGGAAAGCAAAAUUAUCAGGGUCAUCAAAAAGAUGUUAUUACAUAAUAUUAAUUAGGUGUUAGUGGAGACCGUUUAAAUUAAAUCAGUUUUAUCACUCGUUCCAGAAAUAUUGUAUCUAAUGACAAUGAUAAUGUGGCAAAGAAAUAUAUUUUAUUUCAUUAAAAUCAAAAGAUGUGGUGACUGAUCUGUAAGUCUGUGGGCUCCAUCUCAUUGUAUAGAAACUUGAGUAACAUAUUAGGAUAUUGUUUAAAAAGUUGAUAUUAAAAGCAACCAAAAGAAAAAUGAAUAUUUAAAACUGCUGCUACUACUUAAAUUAUAUUAUUCUGAAGAAUUUGGCGGUGCUCUAUCAUGCUCCCAGUUGUCUAAGCAAUAAUGUGCUGGAGCCCUAUUUUGUAAAUAUUUUUGAGUUUGUGUGGGUAAUUAAAGUUUUUGUACAAGCUUACUUUGUGUAUGUAGUCUAGAUACAAUAACAUUUUUGUUUCGGUUUGAUGUUCGCUAAUAACUUAGGAACUAUAAGGUAACGCCAUCUGUUGGCCAAAUCUCAAAACUGUGUGUAUACGAGUGUUGCCAGAUUACAAAAAUAGAGGCCAAGUCAAAGAGUUUUAACUUGUAAGUACAAAAUGCAUUGUGUUCUUCGUUAUUAAUUUGGCAACACUGUUUCAUAGUUGUAAAAUAAAGCUUUUAUCAUUUUUUAUACAGUGAUUGUAAUAAACGACAUUAAUAAUAUGUGUUUAUUAGUUUUGUGCAAUAAUCUUAUAGUUAUUAGCUAAAAUAAUUACUUAUUUUGAAACAUUAUUUUAAAUGUUGAGCUGGAGAAGUACACACGAUUUUCAUUGAAUGUAAUAUUAUAUUUAUUUAAUAAAUACCUUUAUCAUAUUACUAAUUUUUGUAUGUAUAACAUUUUUGUUAUUGUAGACCAUAGAUGUAAUAUUCAGCUGAUAAAAUAGUACAAACGAAAAUCAAUAAAUGUGCGAUAAAAUUAAAUACGCUUUUAAUGAAGUAAUAAACUAGAUUACUACUGCCUGUAAAACUAUUGUCCUUUUUAAAUAGUAAAUACUUUACAGUACACAAUUCCAUAGCAUCCUAUUUUGUCAGUUAGUAUUAAUUUUAAAGGUCCAUUUUUAAAUAAUAAUAAUAAAUGUGAAGUUGGAAAUCGGAAGACAAAGAAACAAAAAUUUCCGUUCAAAU